CAAAACGCGGUGUUUUGGAUAUUAGCAUGAUUUCAAAACAUUAAUAGCAUAGUACGUGUACUUUAAUAAUAAAACAUAGAACGAAUGUUAGAUUUCGCAUGUACGGCAUUGAAGAUUCGGAAACAAAAGUUAUGUUGAUUGUUUUAAACCAUAACUGUAUGAUUGGAUAUACUUUGAGUUUCCGAAAACAUAAUGCGGCAAUAUUCAAUUAUUUCAUUUUAAUUAAUUCAUGCAACACAUGUUGGCGUUCUUUGAUGCUGCCGGGACGCUUGCAGAAAAUAGUAUCUUGAAGUGUUUGCGUAUUUGAAGGUGACAAUAUUCCACGUCUCACUUUCUUGGCAUUUCGUAGAGCGACGUGUUUACGUUGGUUAUGAAAUGACUUAUUUAUUCACAUGCACGCACUGACAAAAAGGAUAAACUGAAAUGUCAAACAACACGUCUGUCUACAUGUGAGAUGCAUAUGUUUACAAAUUCUGAAUACAGUUCAUGGAAUACUUCUUCGUGACGACAUUUAAUGAAGUGUUUAAAAAAAUACGCGAUGGCUUUUUUUUAGUUUUUAAAUAUGCAACAUAUGUUGUUUACGAUUGAAUUAUACAUGGUGCUAGUAAACUCAAUGGAAUUUAACAAACUGCCGUUUCAAAUAUUAUUUUUCACAAUUUUACUCGCACGGUAUAUUACCAGCGAGCUUUAUGGUGGACCGAAACAUAAAAAUAAUGUUAAUGACGCCAUACGUCUUACUGACGUCAUAAGCGACGUCAUCGAAACGUUGUGCAUAGGUCAAGACACUGAUAGACUUGUGUACCGAUACAGAAAUGACACUCACAUAUUUAUCGGCUUUGAUGUAAUACAAGACAACGUGAUAUUCACCAUGGAGUGGCUUAUGUAUGGUAAUGAUGGUGAGCUGCUUCGGGACCUGAACUUGAACACCGGAGGGUUCGACAUCAGCCUGUCACAUCCUGUGCGCCAGUCGCUCACCGUGGACAAGAUCCUCGGACUCGCUAACCUCCGUCAGCAGCGGCUGUUCGCGGAUUUCCUGUCCGAGUGCCGGGUACCAGGCCUAACGCAGUCGUGCCUCAUUGAAGCCUUCGUUACCAUGGCAACCGGCAUGAAGAGCGUCAAGCUUCACAAGUCAUGCGUGCCCAGGUGGCGCCGUCUGCCGUUCGACUACUGAACACUCGGGAAACUCGUGCGAUUUGUCAUAUAUCUGUCAGUUCCGGUACGCCAGUGCCUCACAGUGGACAAGAUCUUCGGACGCUCUAACUUUGGAAACUCCUGCGAUUUGUCAUAGACCACAGACAAUCUCCAUUCACAUGUUUGUUUUAAUGUUCUCUUGGAAUUUUACUAAAUGUUCAAUAAAUGACGAUUAGUUUUA
Molecule: messenger RNA, 1372 nt
Organism: Dreissena polymorpha
Lineage: Eukaryota; Metazoa; Mollusca; Bivalvia; Myida; Dreissenidae
Exons: 3
Coding region: 563-1171 (202 amino acids)
Source: RefSeq, a predicted model, not a curated record